AAACUAUUUUGAUUCAUAUUUAUUAUUAUAACUUAGUUAAAAAAAAAAGUGAAAUAAUUAACAUUUUGCAGUAAUUAUAUUUAUAAUCAUUUCGAAUCCAAGAAAAAUGGAGUUUAAUGUAAGUUUCAUGACCGGUCUAGGUUGUGGCAUCUGCAUCGGUUUAUCGCUAUUUGCAUUAAAAAAAUACCUAGGAAUGUCUUCUGAAACCAGCCAUGUUAUAAAAAAGUUUGCAUCAAAAUCUGAAUACAAGCUAGUAUUAGUUGUAAGAACAGAUUUAAACAUGGGUAAAGGGAAAAUAGCAGCACAGUGCGGUCAUGCAGCUGUUGGAGCUUAUGAAAAAGCAUUGAAAAUUGAUCCAGAUGGUUUAAAACUAUGGCAAUUGACUGGUCAAGCAAAAAUAGCUCUUAAAACGGACUCAGUAGAUGAAAUAAAGCAAAUAGCCGAUAACGCAAAGAAAUUGGGUCUAGUGACAUCAUUAAUAAGAGAUGCAGGCAGAACUCAAAUUGCACCAAACUCUUUAACUGUACUUGGUGUGGGUCCUGCACCAAAAGACAUUAUUGACAAAGUUACUGGACAUUUAAAAUUGUUAUAAAUAUAUAUUUUAAUAAUGAAA
This is a messenger RNA of Nymphalis io (European peacock), 613 nucleotides long. RefSeq names its product peptidyl-tRNA hydrolase 2, mitochondrial-like. Lineage: Eukaryota; Metazoa; Arthropoda; Insecta; Lepidoptera; Nymphalidae. The coding region runs from base 107 to 592 and encodes 161 amino acids. Gene Ontology annotation, cellular component: cytosol; mitochondrion. The transcript has 2 exons. Gene Ontology annotation, molecular function: peptidyl-tRNA hydrolase activity. The record is from RefSeq and is a predicted model, not a curated record.